AUGGUUGGCCAACCGCCUCUUACCGGCCUCAAGGUCCUAGAGUUUGCCGGUCUAGCUCCAGGUCCCUUCGCCGGCCUCCUCCUCUCCGACGCCGGCGCCUCCGUCCUGCGCAUCGACCGCGCCGUCUCCGGCCCCGUGGCCCAACAAGUUCCCGACCAACUAACCCGCCACAAAUCCUCCCUGGUAGUCGACCUCAAGUCCCCUUCCGGCAUCUCCCUGAUCAAAUCCCUAGCGCGCGUCUCAGACGUGCUCAUUGACCCCUACCGCCCCGGCGUCUUAGAAAAGCUCGGUCUAGGCCCCUCCGUCCUCUGCAGCGACGAAUGCAACCCCCGCCUCAUCUACGCUCGCCUAACCGGCUUCCGGCGCGACGGCCGCUUCGCCCACAUGGCCGGGCACGACAUCAACUACCUUGCCGUAUCAGGCGUUCUUAGUAUGCUAGGCCGCAAGGGCGAGAAGCCGACGCCGCCGAUUAACAUCCUGGGCGACUUCGCGGGCGGCGGAGCCGUGCUGUUCCAGGGCAUCCUGCUUGCGCUGGCGGCGCGCGAGAGGACGGGCAAAGGGCAGGUGGUGGAGGCGAAUAUCGUCGACGGAGCGAGUUACCUAGCCAGUUUCAACCGGUUCGCGCUGAAGACGGCGGUGGGCAACGCGCCGAGGGGCGAGAACUUGCUGGAUACGGGGUGUCCUUAUUAUGAUACUUACGAAACUAAAGAUGGGAAGUAUAUGGCUGUUGGCGCGUUGGAGCCGCAGUUCUUUAGGGAGUUGAUCAAGGGGUUGGGGCUGGAGGACGGAAAAGCGUGGGAGGCAAAGAGAGGAGACAAAGAAAAUUGGCCUGAGCUGAGGAGGUUGAUGGAGCAGAGGUUUAAGACCAAGACGAGGAGGGAGUGGGAGGAUAUAUUUGACGGGACGGAUGCGUGCUGCACGGCGGUCUUCGAGUAUGGCGAGAUGGAGAGGGAGAGGGAGAGGCUGGAAGGCGAUCAGAGGCCGGUGGUCACGCUUAGGGAGACGCCAUGCUUGGCGGUACGGAGCGAUGCGAAGGAUGCUAGCCAUGGGCAGGGGCCGGGCGUUAAGGGGGAGGCGUAUGUGGGAAUUCCGCUGAAGCCUGGAAAGGGAGGCGAGAGUGUCGUGGAGCAGUGGCUUGGUUGGAAAAAGGGUAAGGAGUUCGAUGUCGUAGAUGGGAGCGCUGUCGUCAAGUCUAAGCUAUGA
Sordaria macrospora k-hell is the source of this 1203-nucleotide messenger RNA. RefSeq lists its product as uncharacterized. Gene Ontology annotation, molecular function: catalytic activity. The record is from RefSeq and is a predicted model, not a curated record. NCBI's taxonomy places the organism in Eukaryota, Fungi, Ascomycota, Sordariomycetes, Sordariales, Sordariaceae.